ACCGUUGUGAAUUUCCUUCGACUUUCAAGAGAAGAUUUUGAUUAUUUACUGGCUCUAAUCACUCCUAAGAUUGCAAAAAAAAGAUACGGAGAUGAGAAAUGCUAUAAGUGCUAGAGAACGUUUGAUAAUAACUUUAAGAUUUUUGGCAACUGGGGACAAUUAUAGAAGUUUGGAGUAUACAUUCAACGUUUCGGCACAAACAAUAUCUACGUUUAUCCCAGAGGUUUGCGAUGCUUUAAUCGAAGUUCUUGGCAGUUAUGUACAGCUUCCAUCAAAUCAAUGUGAAUGGCUGAAAAUUUCCAAUGAUUUUAAGCAGCAAUACGGUUUCCCUAAUGCCAUCGGAGCUAUUGAUGGAAAGCAUGUUCAAGUCAAAUGCCCGCGUGAGAGUGGAAGUGACUAUAUUAAUUAUAAAAUUUUUUUCAGCAUUGUGCUUCUUGCCGUUGUUGAUGCCAAUGGCUACUAUGCCUAG
Anopheles arabiensis is the source of this 469-nucleotide messenger RNA. Its product is annotated as protein ANTAGONIST OF LIKE HETEROCHROMATIN PROTEIN 1-like. The coding region runs from base 92 to 469 and encodes 125 amino acids. Lineage: Eukaryota; Metazoa; Arthropoda; Insecta; Diptera; Culicidae. The transcript is spliced from 4 exons. The record is from RefSeq and is a predicted model, not a curated record.